AUGGCAGCUCCUCAGCACCCACCACCUCUCCAGACGUCGACCCAAGGCACCUUCUUUGCCAACAGCGGCGCGUAUACUCCCUUAACUCCGGAUAACGACCACGUCGAAUCGCCAUCCCUGACUUCAGGCAAUGCCCUCGCCCGAUUCGAGUUUGAGCGGCCCGCUGGCGACAAGGCUGGCACAAAAAUAUUGAUGGUCGAAUGGGAGGACGACGACCAGACCAAGCUCAUCCCCGGCCAAUGGUCCGUCAGCUGGGAGGCCAAACGUGCUGCUGUGCUUGACUCGAAUGCUGUCGACACCAAGAGAGAAGGCCUGCACCGAUUAUACUUCUUACUGUCUGUCGCCGAGCGAGUCCCCGCUACCGUUACCCUCACCCUACAUCCGGAUAAUCAAGAGCAGGAAAACAUAGUCUGGCGUACACAUCCACUCCCCGCCAUCUUCUCGCCAGAGCUGGGGGCUUCGGCUCGUCAAGCUGGCAAGAAGGGCGUCCUGCACACUGUCUGGGCCAAGAAGCGUCUACAGGUCCUCAAGCAGGAAAUACAACAUGAGGAACAGCACAAUCCCGAGGGUGUCGCUUUGUCCAUGGCCAUACAGGAGCGUGACUGGAUAGAAUCCAAUUUUGGUGUUCGCACAAAGCCUGCUGGCCUGAAGAUCGCUACCACAAGCUCCUCGGGUUCCCUGGACCUUGGUUUGCCCAGUCCAGCCAGCCCACGCAGUCCUGGUCGCGGUCCGUUGCUGGAAAAGCUCAAGGGCCUCAGUCUCGACACCAAGGCUUCGUCAAACGACUCAAAUCCUCUAAGUCCCGAAGGUUCAGAUGUUGCUGUCAACUUCAAUACCUUUGCUGCCCUACAUGGUUUGCCUGACCCCAGCACUCUUGCCGCCAAACCUGCUCAACACACUCUACCUCAGAAUCAGCAGAUAAGCCCUUCAGUGUCACAACCCCAACGGAGAAUUGCACCACAAUUACCGCCCGACUCAGUUGUUGCACAGCAACGACAACAAGCUGGAAGUAGCAUGGCAUCGUUGAAUGCUCUUGCCUUUAAUGAAGCUCCUGUCGAGUUCACUGCCGCCUCUUCGACUGCUGUCCCGUCGGUGACGAGGAACGAUUCGGCCGCGGAUGAGGAUGAUCUUUUCGCAUUGCCAUUGAGUCCACGUAGUCCUGCUGAUCAGCAAGAUAGAGGUUCUGCUUUUUCCUUUGCUGCUGAUCAUGUUGCUAAGUAUCAGCAAUGA
Messenger RNA from Aureobasidium melanogenum CBS 110374, 1230 nucleotides. RefSeq lists its product as uncharacterized. The transcript has a single exon. NCBI's taxonomy places the organism in Eukaryota, Fungi, Ascomycota, Dothideomycetes, Dothideales, Saccotheciaceae. The coding region runs from base 1 to 1230 and encodes 409 amino acids. The record is from RefSeq and is a predicted model, not a curated record.